This is a messenger RNA of Tachysurus fulvidraco (yellow catfish), 7930 nucleotides long. It is a transcript of the gene mink1, whose product is annotated as misshapen-like kinase 1. NCBI's taxonomy places the organism in Eukaryota, Metazoa, Chordata, Actinopteri, Siluriformes, Bagridae. The transcript has 32 exons. Gene Ontology annotation, biological process: protein phosphorylation. The coding region runs from base 823 to 4743 and encodes 1306 amino acids. Gene Ontology annotation, molecular function: ATP binding; protein kinase activity. The record is from RefSeq and is a predicted model, not a curated record.
GCGCGAGGCGCGUGCGCGCUCACUCACUUAUCGCCUGACGGAAGGAGUGAAAGUUUGCCAGGCGGCCCGGAUUAUUCCACAUAAACACGACGUUACAGAUUGUUAAUCCGCUUGAACGAGCUCCGGGACGGUGUGAGCGAUCGUGACGAACCCGUAAUGUGAUUCGAAGGCUCGCGUUGUCGUUGUUGUUGUUGUUGUUUUUUUCCCCCCGUUGCGUGGGAAGCUGACGCUGAUGCGGAGACUCGGUCCUGAUGUUUAUUAGCUCAGUUAGCCUGCGACUUAACUUCUCUCGGGGACGGCAGUAGUGGAUUUUCGGCACCGGGAAGGGCCACGGCGACACUUUACAAUAAAAAAAGCUUGACGUUUUUAUAACCCGUGGGGAAAAUGAGCGUCAAACGGGAGCUCGGUUUGCGAAAUAUGUUCGAUAGUGUCGGUAAAACCGGAGCUGUGACUCGGCACGAGCGGCGCCUCGAGCUCCAGGCGCGCUGCGACGCAAUCUGAGGUAUUAGCCACAGUGCUAACGUUUUCUCUCCUUACCGCGUUCAACACUCCAGCCGUGUACGAGCAGGCCUGUAUAAACAGUGCUGCUUUCUCAAGAAUUGUCCAACACACACACAGACACACACGCUAAUAUUACAGAAACGUUACGUUUACGUUAUUUUCCUCACAGUAGCUCGCGUUACGCGGUCCAGUCUGUCACAUCAGGAGCCGCGGAAUUUAAUGGGACCUGAGAAGUUUUUUUGAGACGCAUCUUUUUCCUCCAACGGUUUGGACAUAAACACGGUUUUAUUUCUCGUUAUCGCUGACAAAACUUGGACAAAAAUGUCGGAGAACGCACCGACACGGAGUCUGGAUGAGAUCGACCUGGCAGCUCUGAGGGAUCCAGCAGGAAUCUUUGAGCUGGUGGAAGUCGUGGGCAACGGUACCUACGGGCAGGUGUACAAGGGACGCCAUGUGAAGACAGGACAACUGGCUGCUAUAAAGGUGAUGGACGUCACCGAGGAGGAAGAGGAGGAGAUCAAAGCUGAGAUCAACAUGCUGAAAAAGUACAGUCACCAUCGCAACAUCGCCACGUACUACGGCGCCUUCGUCAAGAAGAGUCCGCCUGGACACGAUGACCAGCUCUGGCUGGUGAUGGAGUUCUGUGGGGCCGGCUCGGUAACAGACCUAGUGAAGAACACUAAAGGAAACUCCUUGAAGGAGGACUGGAUCGCUUAUAUCUGCCGAGAGAUUCUGCGGGGCCUGUCACACCUCCACGCACAUAAGGUCAUCCACAGAGACAUCAAAGGCCAGAAUGUUCUACUAACUGAGAAUGCAGAGGUCAAGCUUGUGGAUUUUGGCGUGAGUGCUCAGUUGGACCGGACUGUAGGCAGGAGGAACACCUUCAUCGGGACUCCCUACUGGAUGGCACCGGAGGUCAUCGCCUGUGACGAGAACCCCGACUCCACCUACGACUACAGGAGCGACAUCUGGUCUCUGGGAAUUACAGCGAUAGAGAUGGCAGAGGGCGCGCCUCCACUGUGCGACAUGCAUCCUAUGAGAGCGCUCUUCCUCAUCCCGCGGAAUCCUCCUCCCAAACUGAAGUCUAAAAAAUGGUCUAAAAAGUUUAUCGACUUUAUCGAGGGCUGCCUGGUGAAGACCUACCCGAGCCGUCCGUCCACCGAACAGCUGCUGAAGCACUCGUUCAUCAGAGAUCAGCCGACCGAGCGCCAGGUGCGCAUCCAGCUCAAAGACCACAUCGACCGCACGCGCAAGAAGCGUGGAGAGAAAGAGGAGACCGAGUACGAGUACAGCGGCAGUGAUGAAGAAGAUGAGAACAGAGGUGAUGAGAGAGAGUCCAGCUCUAUCCUGAAUGUGCCGGGCGAGUCGACACUGAGGCGUGACUUCCUGCGGCUUCAGCAGGAGAAUAAGGAGCGCUCUGAGGCACUGAAGAGGCAGCAGGCCCAGCUGGCAGCACAACGCCGUGACCCAGAGGAGCACAAGAGGCAGCUCCUCCAUGACCGCCAGAAACGCAUUGAGGAGCAGAAGGAGCAGCGGCGAAGGCUUGAAGAGCAACAGAGAAAGGAGCGUGAGAUGGUGAGGCAGCAGGAGAAAGCUCCUCACCGGAGACUCGACGAUAUGAGACGAGAGGAGGACCGCAGGAUGGCCGAGCGAGAGCAGGAAUUUAUAAGGCAUAAGCUGGAGGAAGAGCAGAGACAGUUAGAAAUCCUUCAGCAGCAGCUUCUCCAGGAGCAGGCCUUGCUCAUGGAGUACAAGAGGAAGCAGCUGGAGGAGCAGAGGCAGUCGGAGAGGCUUCAGAGGCAGCUGCAGCAGGAGCACGCUUACCUCGUCUCCCUGCAACAACAGCAGCAGCAGCAACAGCAGCAGGAGAAGAAACCGCUUUAUCAUUACAGCAAGAACCUGGAUAACAACAAGCCUGCCUGGGCCAGAGAGGUGGAGGAGCGGAGUAAACUAAACAGACAGGGAUCCCCUAAAAUCUGCACUACCGUCUCUGAUACCAACAUCCAGUCGCGCUCUGACUCUAUUAGCCAAUCAGGAAGCGCGCAGGCUGCACAGACUCCGCCCAUGCAGAGACCCGUUGAACCCCAAGGUGGUCAGGGCAAGUUCCAGAUGGCCCACUUGGUGCCUCUGAAGCCUUAUGCCGCACCCGUGCCACGCUCCCAGUCCCUCUGCGAUCAGCCCACUAAGACCAUGUCCGCCUUCCCCACCCAGGACCCCUCCCCUACCCCAACGCCUCGUCCGCUGCACUCCCGUGAGCUCGUCCGUCAGAACUCGGACCCCACGUCCGAGAGCCCCGCCCCUCAGCAACGCCCAACGAGGGAUGACCACGGCCCGUGGAUCCGCCUGCCUGAGAUUGAACAGCCUCCAAAAAUUCCUCAGCGAACGGCUUCUAUAGCGACUGCUCUUAACACUAACCUGUCCUCUGGGAUCAGACACCCAGUACGAGCCAGCAAUCCAGACCUGAGCCGCAAUGACCGCUGGGAAAGAGGAGACAGCAUGAGCCUCAUGUCCAACCUGCCUCAGACCGGCUCCCUCGAGAGACACCGCAUCCUCAGUUCAUCUAAAAUGGACUCGUCUCCCAUCCUGUCUCACGACGGACGACACAAACCUGGAGAAUCCCGAACCUCUUCCAGACCCAGUCGACCAGCGAGCUAUAAGAGAGCAAUAGGAGAGGACCACGGGCUGUACUCGAAGGAGCGUGUGGAGGAGCAGCCUCGCCCUCCGGUGAAGGCCAACGACUACUCGUCUUCCUCAGAGAGCAGCGAGAGUAGCGAGGAGAGUGAGAGCGGGGAGGGACAGGAAGAGGAGAGUCCCUCGGACCGCCCGCGAGACCCGGACUCGGACUCUGUGAACACCAUGGUGGUCCAUGAGGAAGAGGAAGGUGAAGGAGGAGAUGAAGAACGGGCUGGAGGUUAUGGUGAUCAGACCAUGCUCGUUCAGAGGACUCCAGAGAAGCGUAACCAUAACGGAUACACCAACCUGCCCGACGUGGUUCAGCCCUCCCACUCCCCCACCGACUCCGCCUCCCACUCCUCUCCUGGCAAAGACUCCACCUAUGACUAUCAGUCCAGAGGUUUGGUCAAGGCUUCUGGGAAAUCCUCCUUCACCACUUUUGUGGAUCUCGGCAUGUACCAGCCAUCAGGUGGAACGGGGGAGCCCAUCUCCGUGGGAGGUCUAGGUUCUCGGUUUGAGCAACUGAAGUUGGAGGUGCGAAAAGGCUCCAUGGUCAACGUGAACCCAACAAACACUCGCCCUGUCAGUGACACCCCCGAAAUCCGCAAAUACAAGAAGAGGUUUAACUCGGAGAUCCUCUGUGCUGCACUUUGGGGCGUAAACCUGCUAGUUGGAACCGAGAACGGACUAAAGCUGUUGGACCGCAGCGGGCAAGGCAAAGUUUAUCCGCUCAUCAAUUCCCGCAGGUUCCAGCAGAUGGACGUGCUCGAGGGACUUAACCUGCUCAUCACCAUAUCAGGCAAAAAGAACAAGGUGCGGGUGUAUUAUCUGGCCUGGCUGAGGAACAAGAUCCUUCAUAACGACCCUGAGGUGGAGAAGAAGCAGGGCUGGACCACUGUAGGGGAAAUGGAGGGCUGUGUGCACUACAAAGUGGUGAAGUACGAGAGGAUUAAAUUCUUGGUAAUCGCUCUGAAGAAUGCGGUGGAGGUGUACGCCUGGGCCCCCAAACCCUACCACAAAUUCAUGGCCUUUAAGUCGUUUACCGACCUGCCUCACAGACCUCAGCUUGUUGACCUGACUGUAGAAGAAGGGCAGAGGUUAAAGGUUAUCUACGGUUCCAGCGCCGGCUUCCACGCCAUCGACGUCGAUUCCGGAAACAAUUACGACAUCUACAUUCCUGUCCACAUCCAGUCUCAGGUGACUCCACAUGCCAUCGUCUUCCUGCCUAGCUCUGAUGGAAUGGAGAUGCUGCUGUGUUACGAGGAUGAAGGAGUGUACGUCAACACCUACGGCCGCAUCAUUAAAGACGUGGUGCUGCAGUGGGGAGAGAUGCCCACCUCUGUCGCUCAUAUUUGUUCUAAUCAGAUCAUGGGCUGGGGCGAGAAGGCUAUAGAGAUCCGCUCAGUGGAGACCGGUCACCUGGACGGGGUGUUCAUGCACAAGAGAGCUCAGAGACUCAAGUUUCUGUGCGAGAGGAACGACAAGGUGUUCUUUGCGUCGGUGAAGUCUGGAGGAAGCAGUCAGGUCUACUUCAUGACCCUCAACAGAAACUGCAUAAUGAACUGGUGAUAGAGCAGCCGUGUGAUCAGCGUUCCCUCCACACUCUCUCUUUCUCUGUCUCUCUCUCUGUCUCUCUUUCUCUCUCUCUCUCUCUCUCUCACACACACACUUUCUCUCUCUCUCACACACACACAUACACACACAAUGUAAAUAGAUACAAGGCCCACAUGCUUUCACUUCCUCACAUGCACUCCCAGAAACACACACAUACACACUCAUACUCCAGACUGUCAUGGUUCUCUUAACAAUGUAUCUGUUGUAAAACAUUUUGGGGAUUGUGUGUGUGUGUGUGUGUUGGUGUGUGUGUGUGUGUUAUGACGCGUGCGGAUGCCAAAUUGCUUAACUUUCUUUCAACACCAGAACAAAAUAUUCAUUCUUUUUAUUGGCUUUUGUUAGCUUGCCAGAUUACAGUGAGUUUGCCUUUUUUUUUUUUUUCUCCCCGACUAAAUUUCAUUUCAUUUCAUUUCUACAUUCCAACUUUACCACCACUAAAAAGAAGAGAUGAAGAAACAACGGCGGCGGCGUAUAAAGCCUUGGACAUUUUGCUGGUGGCCGUCGCCGCCCCCUGCUGCUCUCGGGUGGUACUGCAGCAUCUGUAAUUUUCCAUUCUCACACUGUACUGUAAUUCAGUAGCCUAGUCGUUUAAUCUAACGGAUUUAAACUAUCUGUGAUUUUAUCAUUUAUGUUCAAACUAUAGCAGAACAUUUAGUGGAGCUCUCACGAUAUCAGUUCUCCUAUAUUUUGAGCUCGUUUAACUUUUUCCCUUCGGCUCUGUAGACCGGAAUUGGACCGAAUUCUUUAAUCAUUCAUAGUCGACGCUUUUAAGAAUCUGGGUGAUGCUUUUGGCUGGUGAAGCACCACAGAAGUGCGACCGAUAUUACAAGCACUCUCUCUGAUUUAGCCAUGGAGAAUGCUCUCUCUCUCUCUCUCUCUUUUUUUUUUUUUUAAAUCUUUCUUUUUUCUUUUCUUUCUCGUCUGAAGUUCCAGUAUAUCUCGGGCCGUUUGAUAUUCUCUGUAUGUAUAGGUAUUUGGUAUUAUUCCUACUUUAAUAAUAUCUCGCUGUUCUAUUGCAAUACGUGCUGUAAUCGUGCUGUUCUCGUUUCAGAUUUUCACGAGGGGAGUUCUCUUUAACCGGUCGGAUUAUUAUGAGGUUAGGGAGAAGUAGUUCUUUCGUUUUUUUUUUUGUUUUUUUUUUUGUUUUUUUUGUUCUUUUUUUUGGCAGCAGAAAUGCUUUCUCCGUUCGUGAGCCGGAUUUAAUAGAAUAAACGGAUUGAGAAGUUAAAUCACGUCACCGUGCAGACGUAUAGGAGGAAGUUGGAGCUUUUAUCCCAGUCGUUUGACCCCUCGUUCAGGCAGGAGGAAAGGAUUCGGACGUGUAAGGCUUCACUCCACUAAAUAACCGAUCUUAGCAUGUCACGAGACGUCGGAUUCGUUUCUGUUCCGCGCCGGAGGUCAGCGCUCUGAAGAUCUGAUCCCACUCACUCAGACAUAUUUUUCAGCCCGUAUGUUUUCCCCACACACACAAAAAUCGCACAAAGACCCCAGUGUGGUGUUUAUUCUCCUACGUGUUUGUUAGGGCGCUCGCUUCCUAUUGAGCAUGAACAGACUUCCUAUGUUUGAUGCGCUCACUAAUCCUGGAUGCAUUUCUGCUGCCAAACUCCCCGAUGUGACGUCCAGCCUUAUUCGAGGAAAAAAAUUAAUGGAUCUUCGAUGUGGAGUGUAAUGGGAUGAGCUGUGAUUAUCACAGACUUUUCAGGUGGAAAAAAAUCCUACGAUUGUUUCAGUUCUUUUUUUUUUUUUUUUUUUUUUUAACGUAUAAGCCGUGACUUUGGCUUGGAUUCGUGAUCAUGUGCGAGUGUGAGACUGUAGGAUAACACACACACCCUGUGGUCCAAAGCAAUAGCAGUGUGACUGGCGAGCGUGAGCAAUACUAGCAGAUCACCAUGACGACGACGACUCUUUCCCCAGUUCACUUUUAUUAGCAUGACCUACUGUGGAUCCAAAACCUUUUGUUUACAAAUCUUUAUAAAGCAUCAUGACAAAUUUCCAUUUCCGUAAAUCUGGACAUAGGUUCAGAUCCCUGAUGAGCAAACAAGAGGCGAAUCCGUCAUCUUCUGGGACCGGCGCAGGCCCGUCUUUAUGAUUCCCGAAAUCUACAGCACCCUGAAGCAAGGCUUCUAAAUAUAUCUUUUGUUUCUAUUACAGAAAGCGUAGAACUAAUCAGUAAUCACUACCAGAAAGAUGCCUAUAUAUUUAAAUAAUAAAAAGGUUUAAUAGCUAGACGAGAGAUCGAUGAUUGUAACAUAUAAAAGCACUUUUAUCUCACUUUAUCUCAUAGCUGAGAGACAUCGUUAGUUUAAUCAUCGAAAUCAGUCCUUCUGCGACUUUGCUUCUUUUCUUCUUUUCCCUUUCAGAAAGCUGCUCAGUGAAGACGCGUCUGUAACGACUUCCUGUCGCUGUCCUCGUGUUCGACACGUGAAUCGACGUGUCACACGACGCGUCCCGGCCCAAACCUGCCCAAAAUUCUGCCACAAGUUUAAGCGAUUCCAAGAUUUCCGAUUAUUGAAGUAGCCUCCAGCAGAUUUGUGACGUUUUAUAGGAGUUUCUGCAAAUUAUUUGUUUACGUGCUGUCGAAAGAUAUUAAAGCAGCAGGACGUUAGGAAGCAAACGUGACUCGGUUACGUUUAUUGGGACGUUAACGAGAUUCGAUUCUUUUUCUUCUGAAAAUCCACGUGGUCGUAUCUCAAUAGAUGGCAACGCAUGUAGACCCUUGUGCUUUUUAAAAAAAAUUCCCCUUGUAUAGAAAUAAAUGAAUAUCGAUUUAUUAUUAUUUUUUUUUUUUGGCUUUCUAACCUUUGGGUUAUUGACGUUGCCCCAGUUUGAACUGCCAUGUUUACCGUUCUCGCAGUGCCUUGGAGCCAGGUUGCGUGUGCGUGUGUGUGUGUGUGUGUGUGUGUGUGUCUUAGCAAAGGAUGCUGUAAGAAGAUUUUUGAGUUAUCUGCCCCACCCCCAUUCCCAAGGUUGCGUACAUAGUUCAGGGAAGAAGUAGUAGUGCAAUCAGAGAUGUAUCUCGUGUCAAGAAAGUGCACUUAAUCUGACAAUAAGUUCAGGCCCAAAAGCCAUCGCAUACAGAAAGCGACUUUCUCCAGCAGAAUUAAAGCAUCACACACACCUUGGGUGGGGGUGGAGGAGUUGG